This is a messenger RNA of Pseudogymnoascus verrucosus, 3396 nucleotides long. RefSeq lists its product as uncharacterized. Gene Ontology annotation, biological process: regulation of DNA-templated transcription. Gene Ontology annotation, molecular function: transcription cis-regulatory region binding; zinc ion binding; DNA-binding transcription factor activity, RNA polymerase II-specific. The coding region runs from base 378 to 2387 and encodes 669 amino acids. The record is from RefSeq and is a predicted model, not a curated record. NCBI's taxonomy places the organism in Eukaryota, Fungi, Ascomycota, Leotiomycetes, Thelebolales, Thelebolaceae. Gene Ontology annotation, cellular component: nucleus. The transcript has 4 exons.
GCCUUGUACUAGUAUUGCUCGCAACGGAAUUAGGGCCUGUUUCCGCUUCAACUAGAGAAUCUAGUUCACCUUUAGAUUCGACCAAUCCGCCUGAUGUACGGAUACUUAAUCCUAGGCCGGACUUAAGGUUUCUUCUAGGCUAGCUACAGGAUGAGCUAACCCCAACGCUGUAGUACCAGCCUUUAAAAUAGAAAGGCACGAGACAAACCCCACGUAGUUAGUUCCGCGCACUACUAACUGCCUCGGAGUCUUAGGCGAAGUGCGGGGUAGUUAGUUACGGGGCUAUGGAUAGUUAGCUGCUGGAGCUGUGUAUUUUAACUCAUACAACAUCGCCAGAGAUUUCCAUUCUCUGUACAAAUAGCUUCCACUUUACUACCAUGGCAGCGGACCGCCUGCUGGGUGCUGCGCCCGUAGCUUGCGUGUCCUGCCGCAGGCUGAAGAUGAGAUGCAUUGGCGCUGCCAAUCCGCCGUGCGCCCGCUGUGUUAAGAGCAACCGCGAAUGCAUGGUCCAACUCCCAAACCGUCAGCAACGUCACUUGCCGCCGUCCAGUUCCAAUGCAGUGACUUCACCUAAUCCUCUCGUUGAGCAUACACCAUCGCCAGGAGUCAGUCAUGAGUCUGCAUCACUCGCUGUACGAACAGAGGCUGCUAGUCAGCUUCAGGAACCAUCUCCAGGGCUAGCCUCGGAACAGCGGAAUCCAUUACUCUACCAAACGAGUCUGCCGUCCAUAUUUUCCUCGUCACCAAUUACUAUUGCCUCGACAAUGGCCUCUGAGAGUGAUAGCCCUUCCGGUGGCGUGCCUGCUUCUCAUACUAGACUUGAAUUAGAUCAGGUUUCGCAUUCUAUAAUUCUUGACCUGGUCGAAUUCUUUCUCCAGAAAAUGAUCUGCUAUACACCCGUUCUCUCGUUGGAACAGUUGGAUAAUCCUGAGAGUUUGAUCAGCAGCCGGCGGCCUCUUGCAUAUGCCAUGGCAUUUGUUGCAUCAACUCAUAGUCCAGGUUACACUUCAACACGCCUCGCUCUACUUCCACACAUGUUGAAAAUGCUGAAAGAGCCUCACGAUGCCAUAGAUAAUACUCAAAAAGAAAACUGGACUUUGCUGCAAGCUCUGGCCGUUCUUUACGCGUACCCAAGAGUGGCUGCAGUAUCUAAACAGGAUAAAGAAAAGCAGAUGAGUCCGUGGGCUGUCAAGUCUGCGGUGGAGACGUGCGCCAUGCAGGUCUCGCUUCAUCAGUCUGUCGAGGAUCUCAAGGCACUCAUAGAAUCCCGCGAAUUGGACAUAUUGUCGUCGCUGCCGUACCGCUGCGCCUUCUUUUGGUUGUGGCUAUUUGUCAAAUCUCGCCACCACUCCGUCUUGACUAGAACUCCACCUACUAUACCCUAUGACCAGACUAUCGCCUCCACACUGGAUCUCAUCAUGAACUUGGAUCCUUCGCCGGGCGUUUGGAGGGUCUUGGCAGAAGCGGCCCUUCAUCACAAGUGGGACCAAGCUGCUCGUCUUGACAAGAGCUUGCCCGAAUGGUGGUGUGUGCUUCCGGAUAUUAAGGAUGGCGGAGCCUUGCCAGAGCUUCUGGAGAACGUCGAAAACCUGUUGCAAGAAUGGCAUUCCGAGUGGCUUUCGCCUACUGAAAUAAGCUCUCCUAGUAGGAGUUCCGUCGCCUCCAAUUUUCAGGACCCGUCCAUCUUCGCGAAUUCCAUUACUGCCUUCAUGGGUAUUCUGACACGAUUCAACAUCGUUUCUUUUGCAACACCUAUCAUUUCGCAUCAGCUAGUUACCAAAACUGGUCUCGGUAUCUUUCCAUCAAUGACUGCGCAAUCGCCCGAACUAUCUGCCUUUCUCAAUUGCGUGUUAAAGUCAGCAGAUGCAGCCGCUACAUGCUGCGACAGCAUCCUUGACCUUAAGCCCGUAGCGAGGGAACAGUUAAGAUACAUGCCUGACUACGGCUUUACCAUGCUUGCUCUCUGUUGUCUGCAUCUGGUGUAUGCAGACAACAUAUCUCCAGAAAAUUCUACAUUAAAAAGCUAUCUCAUGAAGGCUGAGCGGGUAGCGUCUCUAAUGAUGGACUUGAGCGUCGGGUGCAAUGUAUGCCCGAAGAUCUACGGAGAAUACGUUUCGUUCCAAUUACGAAAUGCACCCCAUAGCUCAACUCAUACAUUCCAUAAUUGCAACGCGGACCAGAUCAUGGCUGAUUCUCAGCGUCUUUCUGUCAGAGGCCACGAAGACUCUCAUUCCUGGCCCCAGCUGGGGCCUACCGGCUCAAACUACCCUCCCCUGGACUACCUGCUCGACAUAAGUCCGAUGAAUGGUUACUGGCCAGCAAUAGAGCUCAAUUCUGAUGGUGCACUACCAUUGAAUUCUGAACUGUUCAGCAUGUUUAAUACAUGAUACGGAGGAACGAGCGUGCCCCGUUCAGAGACAGAUUAUCGCCACCAUGCCGACUCAGAAGCAGGAUCACCACAUUGUAACAACAGAAACCCCGAGGGUUCUCCUCUUCCACCCCUAGCUUUAACUAUACAAUACGUUCUGGCAUCAAUUUGCUAAACAGCCAUUGCAUCUUGACUCACUGCUGCAAGCAAAUCCGAGCUUCCUACGUCAAAGGUGCAAAUUUUGUGAGGCAGAGAAGUGAGUGAGGGACUUCUUCCUGUACAACGAUUACGAAAAUUGCAAGAGCAGCUUCGUUGAUCAAAUUCAGCCAAAAUAAAUACAACCUCUACCAUAAAAUUACCUACAUAACAUGUCUGACAACCACACUGUGCGUCCAUGUUAAUGUUUCGACUCUAUCAAACAACAAGGGUUUGGCUCUGCCAUGAAGUCUCUCCUAACCAGUAAACUCGCAGCUUCUUCGCCCCGCCAUAUUUGACCCCCGUCACACAUACUUUGAACAUUUCUCCAGGUACAAGAUCCAGGCCGUUAUCGUCCCACUCGACAGUGUCUUCGUCCUCGAAGUCAAGAUAGACUCCUUUCAUAGGCACCGACACGGAAAGCUGAAUGAUGGACCCGAUUUCCCCUUCGGUGCAGAAAAGAGACGAAUGGCAAAUGCCAGUUCGUUCCAUUUGUAAUGUGCCUCGCCGCCAAGUCUGGAGUCCAAUAGGGUUCUGCCCAAUUCCGUGCUUCGGUUAGGGUCAAGUUGGAUCUUUGCUGAUACUGUAUGGGUCCAAACGUUCUGCCCUGUCUCGACAUGCCAGGCCUGGAUCUCAUAGUUGAUUGAAACAUGGCGCAACGUCAUAUUGCAAGCCCAUGCUUCUAACUCCAGCGAAUCCCCACUGACUAUACGGGCGAGACCGGCAGUUAUUGGCUGAUUCUCCCGCUUUACUGUCCAAUAUGACAGCUUCGGGCGCAAGUCAGAAUCGGCGAUGGACCAUGAUGAUACCGGCCAGCAGUCGUUUAGUUGCCA